ACUCUUUGAGAUGUGUGGUGGUGGUGGUAGUGCUUGUGGUGGUAGUGAUAGUGGUGGUGAGGAGGGAGUUGCCCCUAUCUGCUUUAGAAGAUCCAAAGAUGUUAGUAAAUAGUUUUGGGGGAUCUUGAGGGUGUCUUGAGGGUCCAAGCCUGGGCCACUGCACAUUGGUGCUUCAACAGUAAGAUGGGCUUCAUGGGUUUGUGAAAAUGAAGAGAAAGAAAAGGGGGAGGGAAAAUAACAGUCUUUAAUAGACUGUGAGCAGUUCCUGGUAGAUUGCCACUAAUAAUAAUAUAAUAAUUUGCAUAAAGGGACUAAGUAGAAUUAAAUGAGCAAGGAAAGAGAAAGUUGGUGAGAAACAGCAUUUUCAAUCUCUAGUGUAUGUUUUAGAACGAACUUUUCAACAACCUGGGAUGUUUAGUGCAUGAAGUUCUCCUCCCUCCCCGCCAUGAAGAGUGGACGUUGGGAGGCAGUUUAAAACUUUUAUGAAUAUAACCCUCUUCUCCCAUUCAGAGAAGAAGAUAAUUAGUCACCAUAAUCUUCAAUGAUGAAGGGCUAAGGAUAUUUAAGUCUCCUUGAGCUAGGCUUUGUGAAAAGUUCUUUCUCAGGCCAGCCUUUGUGAAGCCUUCUCAGUUAGACCUUUCAGCACCCUCAUUUAGUAGCUAAGAAUAGUUUGAAAUGCCAUUUUGGAUGUGGUAUACAUUUUCAUCCAUCUCCCACCUAUCUUCAAUUGGACAAGUGCGUCAAGCCUGUAAGUGAUGGUGUUCAAAGACUUAUUACUGAGAUGUCCUUAACCCAUUGCUUAUUUGGGAACACAUUAUUAACAUACAUUUUAAAAUAACUUUGGUUGAUUUUAAUGAGUGAAAGGAAAGUAGGAAGGUAGAGAAGGGCGACAAUUUUAAAGGCUAUCCUGUUUCAGAUCAGCUGGGAGGGAAAAGCUGGCCUGACCAAACUACAUUUUAUAACUGGCCUGGGACAUUUUAACAGCCAGGUGGUUGUAGAGUAGUUGCCUCUAUUUACAGAUGAUAACUAAGGUUCCAACUAUUCUGUAUGGGUUUAUCCGGCGUCAUUGACAGACACUUUCUGGCACUACAUCAUACUUCAUUUUAAAUUACUUCUUUCCUUGGAAAAGUUCGUGGCUUUGUAAAAUUGUAAGUGCUUUUUCUACCUUCACAGUCUAGAUGUGAAGUAAACCUCUGACCACAAUUGUAUGUGGAGUCACUUUUACAUGAAAUUUGUGGAUCUGUUUACCUAUUUAAAAGAUUUUAGAAAGGGAAUUUUAAUAAUUCAUAGUCAAUGCAGUUUUGGAUUUGGAAAUUAAAAUUUCAUUUCUGGUUUAUGAAGUUUGAUUUAUUAGACUAAUUCCCAACAAGGACAUUUGUAGAGUUGCUUUUUCUUUCUGAGGUUUUGUAAAGACUGCAUCAGACUCUAGAAUGCUUUAAGAAUAGCCUAAUCAGAAGGCAGGGGGAUGGAUACUAUGACCUUGAGGUCCCAUUGAGUGCCAGAAUUCUAAGUGGGUACAUCUGCUUCUGUGCCUCUCCCAAGAGCCCUCUCCCAGGGCCUGCGCCUUCUUUAAAAGGGUGUCUUUGUAAUUAAGCGGCCCUUCUUCCCCAUCCCCCUUUCUUCCUUUGAUCCAGCUUUUUAAGGCCUUUUUUUCCAUUUGGAGACAAGAGGGGUUUCUCACACUUUCCUGUUCCCCUCUUAACGCUUCUUUUCCUUUACCCCAGAAAAGUCCCCUGAAGUUCUCAGGAUGGUUAGAAGUUGUUUUGUUUUGUUUGGGGCGUGGGGGUGGAGUGGGGGAGUUGUUACCAAUGAGGAGGAAUAGAGGAUAUAUUCCCUCUUGGGAAAUGCUUGUGACCAGGUAGCCUCCUCCAUGGAGACUGAGCAUUUGGAAUGCAUGAGAACAGUCUAUUCUUGGGGACUGUCUGGUAGAAAUUGUCCUUUGCACCCAUUAAGCCCAGCUUAAACACUGAAAGGGGUGGGGAGAGGUGUGUGUGGUCGUACUGGAGCCUUUUAGGAUGGUAAAUGGGUAAAUGUUUCCAAAUCUCCUAUUACAUCAUCUCUUUCUCCCAUGGAUUCAGUAGGUUUAGUGAUCUGCUUGACAAGUUAAUUAGCUGGGGACUAAACCAAUUUGUUUAGAAUUGUGAUCCAUUGAUUUCCUGUCCCCAGGAAUUUUUGUUGGUGUUUUACUAUGAUGUGUUGUCUUUAGUCUUACUUACUUUUCCCUCCUUGCUGCCUUUUGUGGACUUUGGUCCAAAUUCUAGGGUUCCACCCCCAAGUCAAAGGUUAGAAUUUUGUCCCAGGAACUAAGGGGGUAUUAAACAGGCUGGCCAUACUGCAUUACUCUCCUCCAUGGUGGGCUUCUGACCCCUUUUAACCCAGAGAAAGGAGGGAAGUCGCCCCUUCCACACACAACACACACAAUCUGAACAAAAAAAAAGAAAAAGAAAAAGAAAGAAAGAAAAUAGGAGGUCAUUUGCUUUAUAAAAGAAUCCACAACAGGUUUUCUUUGUAAGUACUAGCUUUCCUAGUUAGUGCCUUUAAACUAUGACUUGAUAUAUAAAAAUUCACUCUAACUGGGCCUUCUCGGAAGCAUAUUUAUUGCAUAAAGGAAUACAUAAGAAUUUGUAAUGAUUAUCGCUUAAAUUAAGUGAGGCCAUUAUUUGGCCUUUGAAAUCUUUUUGUUAUAUGGAAUGGAGUUAGUUAAUUGUCUAAAUCAUUCUGGCUUGUAAUAAUGCUGGCCACGUUAGCUCUGGCCUACAACUGCUUGCAGAAGAAAGCUAGUAUUACUUUUUGAAAAUAAAUCAGACUUUAUAGAUUUUGAACAAUUCUAAGGAUGAGACUAUCCACCCCAUAUAGGUAAAAUGUUUUAUUUCCAGCUACUGUAUUUGACUAACCCAGGGAUCCAGAAAGUUAUUUCUAGUAAAUAAUGGCGACUGAUGCCACUUUAACCUAAGAAUCUGCAAUAAGAUUUCCUAGUGAGCCUAUUGGUGAGAAGGACCUGGGCUCUAGGCCCAACUGUAACUCGGUUUACUACCUCUGUUAAGUUUUUUUUUUUCCACUGUAAAUUAUGGGUUUGGACAGGGUAAUUUUGAGAGCCAGUUCUUAUACGUUUAUGGUUUUCUUUCUAGGCCUCAAUAUCUAGUAUGAAUGUGAAUGAUUGCUACUAGAAUGAAGUGCAACAGUUGUUAGAAAUUCAAUCAUCUAGUCAUCAUGUUAAAGAAAAAAAGAUCCUGUAAGGAUAUAUGAAUAUAGAUGCAUUAUGUUUUACAUUUUAACAACCCAAAAUUAAGAAGCUAAGACUCUGUCCAAAACUUCAAGAAUUCCAUCAUCCUAAGAGAUCACCUGCUUUCAUUUUUUCUAGUUCCUUUCAAGUCCUGGUUCCUGUACUAACAUGAGUUUUAGAUAAUUGGAGCCACAGAUAUAUACAAUGUUGCUUUUCAAUAAGAGCCCACCCAAGACUUAACUUUGUGAACCCAUGUGGAGGAACUAAGUCAGAAUCUGACCGAGGACACAUGAAGACUCCCAUAUAUUUUGUUUCUCAAAUGCCAGGAGAGGCUAAUGGAUAUAAUAAGUAAUCCCUAAACACUCUCUGUGAUUCAGGAGUUGUUCAUGUAUCUAGCAAGGCUGUUAAUUUAAUUCCUUUGACCUCCUGUUAUCCCUCCCCCAUUCUUGUUAACAACAACAACAACAAAACUAGGGUCCACUGUUUACUUUGUGUAAAUCAUUGGCAAUGAUUUUUAAGUCACUGUAUGGUGAAAUCCCAUCAAGUGAGUAUAAAUUUGAGUGGAAUAUGAAAUCUCCAGAAUGAGAAAGGAGAAGCAGGAAAGCACAAAUAUACUUGUUUUGUAGCAUGGAAAAUAAUAUGUUUAAAUUAGACUAAAAGAUAGCAAAGAAACUAAGGAUUUUAGACAGUUAAAUAAAAGACAAGAAGUGCAGCAGCAGAAUGGCCCACACAUAAUGGGUUCUUCAUCUGAGGUCUUCACCAUGUAGUCAAAUUUCAUAGUUCUUUAAUUUUCCUUUGAUAACAAAGGUGUGGUAUACAUGUGAUCUCUAAGAUUUGAUGGAUUAGCCAGGCAUGGUAGCUCACACCUGUAAUCCCAGCGAUUUGGGAGGCAGAGGCGGGCGGAUCACCUAAGGUCAGGAGUUCAAGACCAGCCUGACCAACAUGGUGAAACCCCUGUCUCUACUAAAAAUACAGAAUUACCUGGGUAUGGUGGCGCAUGCCUGUAAUCCCAGCUACUCAGGAAACUGAGGAAUAAAUUGCUUGAACCUGGGAGGCGGAGGUUGCAGUAAGCCAAGAUCACGCCAUUGCACUCCAGCCUGGGCAACAAGAGCAAAACUCCGUCUCAAAAAAAAAAAAAAAAGAUUUGAUGGAUUCAUUCCUGGAAACCAGUGGCUCAUCAUAAAUUAGAUUAAAUUUCUCUAACUGGAAUAGAAAGUGUGGUAUGGGUUUUUAGUAUUUAGAAAGUAGCAAAUGAGGAACAGGAACUUUUUUUUUUUUGUAAUAUAUGAUCCUGGAGAAAAUGCAAAUGGGUGUAUUUGCCAAUGUUUCCUAAGGCAAUUCUUGAAAAUCUACUCUUUUAAGUCUGUGGGCUUGCCUUGACAUUUGUAAAGGCACUUUCACUCUUGCCCUAACUCCAUGAAAUAUCAUUAGCCUGUGUGACUUGAAGCCAGGAUCUGGUUUUCUCUGCCCAGCCCCUCUCUGUCUUACCAUGUGACCAAGGGUAAAUGAAUUAGCUGCUCUAAGCUUCAGUUACCCUUCUGGGAAGCAAGGAUAUUAAUAAUCACAGAGGUGUUUCGGCAUGCUUCAUAUUGGGCACAUGCUUUGAGGUCAUUGGAUGAAAGGUGUUUGCAUGAUGGCAGAGCAGGCUUAUUAUAGGGUCUUGAGCAGGUGUUCCUUUUUAAUGAGCUUUGCUCUCUUAUAACAUACAGUGCCCUUUGGUGCCCCAUUGCCUUACUGACUGUAAUUACCAUUAACCCAACAUUUGUAUUAUUGGCCCUCUCGGCUUUUUGGAAAAAAAAUUAAACAGUUUUGUACUGUGUGGUAAGUUGAGGUACAAAUAAGAGGACUCUAGCAUCUUACAGGGUGGUGAAAAAUAGCUUCAAAAAGAAACGUUAGUUGAAAAGGGCUAUAGAGAUCAGUGAGUUAUUCAAAGCUCCUCCAAAAGAUGAAAAAGAAUAAAGCAAACUUCUGUGUGUGUGCGCAUGCACGUUUUAAGGGAGAAAGUUUUCAGUAAUAUUUGCUUGUGACACAUACUGAUGAUAGCCAGUAACUGAAACCCAGCCAUUGUAGUGUUUUAUACACAGCUGGAUUUUAUUAAUGAUGGAAUAUUUAUGCUUGCUGUACAAUUCGUGGCUCAUUUCCAUGUGUAUGUCAGAACUUAAAUACCCCCAAAAGAAACAUUAAGAUAACAUGAAAUAUAAAUGUGGCCAAGCUAGAAAGGGUGGAUUUGGUGGAGAGUCUCCCUUCUUCUUAUUGGUGUCACAUCAGAUCACAAUAACUGUGCCGCCCCCCUAUCAACCUUAGGCAUUGAUACUGAUCUUUUUUUCCCCUUAUAUAUACCCCAUAGCAAACUUCACAUUUCAAUCUUUUUGAUAUGGACAAACGAUCUGCUCUCCUCUUUAUAAUGCAGAUAAAACUGAUGUAUGUGUUUUUUAAGAGCAUAUUUUCCCUGCACAUGCUUCUCAUUAUCCGAGAGGCCUGGACUCAAUCAGUAAAGGAGCAGAGAAACCACAUAAUUGAAAGGAGAAUGACGGUGGUGCAUACUUGGAAUAUUUGUGGGAAGGGGAUUGCUGACAUCAGAAAAUGUAGUGGCCUGAGUGUUAACAGCAUUGAAGAGAAAUCAGCUUUCUGUGUUUCUGUGUAUUGAAAAUUAUUUUUAAGGGAAUAAAAAUAUGGGCCAGGUUUGACAUCCUUUUAUGAAGUUGCCCUGGAAACUUUGAUGAAGAUUGUUAAAGAAUAGCUCAAUUAAAACCUUCCCCAUUAGGAAGCUAAUUAGUACAUCCCUUACUCAUUUUGGUUGUUUUCAAGGGGCAUGUAUUUGCAUUGAAUUAGUGACAUUUGUUCCAUGUGAUAGCAAACUAAGAUAAAAAUCACAGAUGGGGAAAAUUAUUUAGAUUGCCUGUUUUGAAGAAACCUAAUUCCUCUUUAUUACAUUUAGAUUUUCAGUUCAGAGUUUUGUUUUACUAUGUUUAUAUACAAUGAUCACAUUUUAGUGUGGUAGCCAGUUUUGCUUUCUGGAUCAUGGGCUAUAAACCAAAGCUUAUUUGAAUUUCCCGUAUGAAUUAGGGAAAUAGAACAAAUGACAACAAACCAUUUUAUUAAGAGCUGCUAAGAAGGACAAAUAAGAUAGCAGAGUGAAAGAGCUUUUGUCUCCUUAGAAGGAAGGCUGAGAAACUAAAGAGUGACCAGUGGUUGGACUCUUGGCGGCGCUUACCCUGAACCUGAGUGUUAGGGGAGAGGGAAUCUGCCGUUGCGGUUUCUGGAGCUGCUCAUAAGCAAGAAUUCCCUAUCCUGAUCAAGGCUUUAAGCCUAAAAGAAAGCAGAAAUAGGUCAAGGGCAGCCCAGGUGCCCAAUUUCUCUCUCUCUUCACAAGGCACCACCAGCAAUAGAGAUGAGAAAUUCUGAAGAACAGCCAAGUGGAGGGACCACGGUAUUGCAGCGUUUGCUACAAGAGCAGCUUCGCUAUGGCAAUCCUAGUGAGAAUCGCAGCCUGCUUGCCAUACACCAGCAAGCCACAGGGAAUGGCCCUCCUUUCCCCAGUGGCAGUGGGAACCCGGGCCCUCAGAGUGAUGUGUUGAGUCCCCAAGACCACCACCAACAGCUUGUGGCUCAUGCUGCUCGACAAGAACCCCAGGGGCAGGAAAUCCAGUCAGAAAACCUCAUCAUGGAGAAGCAGCUGUCUCCUCGAAUGCAAAAUAAUGAAGAACUCCCGACCUAUGAAGAAGCCAAGGUCCAGUCCCAGUACUUUCGGGGCCAACAGCAUGCCAGUGUUGGAGCUGCCUUCUAUGUCACUGGAGUCACCAACCAGAAGAUGAGGACUGAGGGACGCCCAUCAGUUCAGCGGCUCAAUCCUGGAAAGAUGCACCAAGAUGAGGGACUCAGAGACCUUAAGCAAGGGCAUGUCCGUUCCUUGAGUGAACGACUAAUGCAGAUGUCACUGGCCACCAGUGGAGUUAAGGCCCAUCCACCUGUUACCAGUGCUCCCCUCUCCCCACCACAACCCAAUGACCUCUACAAGAAUCCCACAAGUUCCAGUGAAUUCUACAAGGCCCAAGGGCCACUUCCUAACCAGCAUAGCCUGAAGGGCAUGGAACACCGAGGCCCCCCACCAGAAUAUCCCUUCAAGGGCAUGCCACCCCAAUCUGUAGUGUGCAAGCCCCAAGAGCCAGGGCACUUCUAUAGUGAGCAUCGCCUGAACCAGCCAGGGAGAACAGAGGGGCAACUGAUGAGGUAUCAGCAUCCCCCUGAGUAUGGAGCAGCCAGGCCAGCGCAGGACAUCUCAUUGCCAUUGUCAGCCAGGAACUCGCAGCCUCACAGCCCUACUUCUUCUCUGACCUCUGGGGGGUCCUUGCCCUUGCUACAAUCUCCACCAUCCACUAGAUUGUCUCCUGCCCGACACCCCUUGGUCCCAAACCAGGGAGACCAUUCAGCUCACCUGCCUAGGCCGCAGCAGCAUUUCCUUCCUAAUCAGGCUCACCAGGGGGAUCAUUACCGUCUCUCCCAACCUGGCCUGAGUCAGCAGCAGCAGCAACAGCAGCAGCAGCACCAUCAUCACCAUCACCACCAACAACAGCAGCAGCAGCAGCCACAGCAGCAGCCAGGAGAAGCCUAUUCAGCUAUGCCUCGGGCUCAGCCAUCCUCUGCUUCUUAUCAGCCAGUGCCAGCAGACCCUUUUGCCAUUGUUUCCAGAGCCCAGCAGAUGGUUGAGAUCCUCUCAGACGAGAACCGGAACUUGAGGCAAGAGUUGGAAGGAUGCUAUGAGAAGGUGGCAAGACUGCAGAAGGUGGAGACAGAAAUCCAGCGCGUCUCGGAGGCAUAUGAGAACCUCGUGAAGUCAUCCUCCAAAAGAGAGGCCCUAGAGAAAGCCAUGAGAAACAAGCUAGAGGGCGAGAUUCGGAGGAUGCAUGAUUUCAACAGGGAUCUGAGAGAGCGUCUAGAGACUGCCAACAAGCAGCUUGCAGAGAAGGAAUAUGAGGGGUCAGAGGACACCAGAAAAACCAUCUCGCAGCUCUUUGCAAAAAAUAAAGAAAGCCAGCGUGAGAAGGAGAAGCUGGAAGCGGAGCUGGCCACUGCCCGUUCUACCAAUGAGGACCAAAGACGACACAUCGAAAUCCGAGAUCAGGCCCUGAGUAAUGCCCAGGCCAAGGUGGUAAAGCUGGAAGAAGAGCUGAAAAAGAAGCAAGUGUACGUUGACAAGGUGGAGAAGAUGCAGCAGGCCCUUGUACAGCUCCAGGCAGCAUGUGAAAAACGUGAGCAGCUAGAGCACCGUCUCCGGACACGACUGGAGAGGGAACUGGAAUCCCUGAGAAUCCAGCAGCGUCAGGGCAACUGUCAGCCCACCAACGUUUCAGAAUACAAUGCUGCUGCACUGAUGGAGCUCCUUCGGGAGAAAGAGGAGAGGAUUCUGGCUCUGGAAGCUGAUAUGACAAAGUGGGAGCAGAAAUAUUUGGAGGAGAAUGUGAUGAGACAUUUUGCUCUGGAUGCUGCUGCAACUGUGGCUGCUCAGAGGGACACAACAGUCAUCAGUCACUCUCCUAACACCAGCUAUGACACAGCUCUAGAAGCUCGCAUCCAGAAAGAGGAGGAAGAAAUCUUGAUGGCCAAUAAGCGUUGCCUUGACAUGGAGGGCAGGAUUAAGACCCUCCAUGCCCAGAUUAUUGAGAAGGAUGCCAUGAUCAAAGUACUCCAGCAGCGUUCCCGGAAGGAGCCGAGCAAGACAGAGCAGCUGUCGUGCAUGCGGCCAGCGAAGUCUCUGAUGUCCAUUUCCAAUGCUGGAUCAGGCUUGCUCUCCCACUCAUCCACCCUGACUGGCUCCCCCAUCAUGGAAGAAAAGCGAGACGACAAGAGCUGGAAGGGGAGCCUAGGCAUUCUCCUGGGUGGAGACUACCGUGCUGAAUAUGUCCCUUCCACACCCUCGCCUGUGCCACCCUCGACUCCCCUGCUCUCGGCUCACUCCAAGACAGGCAGCCGAGACUGCAGUACCCAAACUGAACGUGGGACGGAAUCGAACAAAACUGCAGCUGUUGCUCCCAUCUCUGUUCCUGCUCCAGUUGCUGCUGCCGCCACUGCUGCCGCCAUCACUGCCACUGCUGCCACCAUCACCACCACCAUGGUAGCUGCUGCUCCAGUUGCUGUUGCUGCUGCUGCUGCUCCAGCUGCUGCUGCUGCCCCGUCUCCAGCCACUGCCGCUGCUACUGCUGCUGCUGUUUCUCCAGCUGCUGCUGGUCAGAUUCCAGCUGCUGCCUCUGUUGCCUCAGCUGCUGCCGUUGCUCCUUCUGCUGCUGCUGCUGCUGCUGUUCAGGUUGCUCCAGCUGCUCCGGCUCCAGUUCCAGCUCCGGCUCUGGUUCCGGUUCCAGCUCCAGCAGCGGCUCAGGCUUCUGCUCCUGCUCAGACUCAGGCACCAACUUCAGCUCCGGCUGUGGCUCCAACUCCAGCUCCAACUCCAACUCCAGCUGUGGCUCAGGCUGAGGUUCCUGCAAGUCCAGCUACCGGUCCUGGACCACAUCGUUUGUCUAUACCAAGUUUGACCUGCAAUCCAGACAAAACAGAUGGGCCUGUGUUCCACUCCAAUACUCUGGAAAGAAAAACUCCCAUUCAGAUCCUGGGACAAGAGCCUGAUGCAGAGAUGGUGGAAUAUCUCAUCUAAACGGCCAAAUCAAGAGCUGCAGAUUAUCAGCAAAAAUGCUUUUAAUCAUUUUCCCCCUUUUAUUGGUUCUUGUUUUGAGGGUGAGGACAAGGGUUGUGGGGAGGGGAUGUUUUUUAACAGGACUUUUUAUUGGAACAAUGUACUACUUGAGUAAUACCAUGUGAACACCAGUCUAUUUUGGUAUGCUUAGGGAGUACCUCUAAAGACAGAUUAAUCAGAAUGUGCUCUAAAGCUUAUUGUUUGAAUUUAUACGAAUACUGGGACUGUUAACAGGUGGCUAUACAUCGACGUUUUCAAUGUGCUUAAAUUUGUUUAAAUUUUCCAUAUUCUAGAUCAUUUUUUAUUGAAGAGCACAGUAUGUGUGGAAGACAGUGUAUAACACGUAGUUUGGAAGUGGGAAGCUAGAGAGAAUUGAGUGUGUGCUGUUUUGUAUAGUUACUAUCCUGUGCAGCAGCUGGAGAAAGCACUCACCUCAGGCUUACAAAAGGGAAUAGUUUCAGGAGCUAUGUAAGCUGGAAAAAAGGUAGGGAGUUUUGGGGUGCAGAAGGGUACUGGAGCUAAUUUUUUCUUCCAGUUUCCCAGCUACCCUGCCCCAGGGAAUUGUGUUUGUCUUCAUUUCAGUGGUGCUUUGGAAAUGGAUUCUUUUGGUUCCCUCCUGGAGGUUCAUACAUUCAUAUAUAUGCUCUGGAGUAAUUUAUGCAUUUGGAUAAUUAAUAUAUUGCUUUCAGAUGCUGGGAGAGUACAUUAACUGAGUGAUGCGCAACUUCCUCUCUCUUAGGGAAUUAGACCAUCAGAGGCCUUGAUGGAGAGUUGCAUGGGGUGCUAUAUGCAGACUUCCAUGGUUUGUGUGUAGCCAUGAACACAGCUUGCUUGCAUUUAGUAAGACCAAUCAGCUUAGUGUUUAUUUCUUCUACAGCACAGAUUCACUGGCUGGGUCUCCAGUCUCAAAUUGCCAAUCAUUUGCAAAGUGAGGAAGGAUCUUUGUUGACAGGUUGAAUGCUUUGAAUUUCUGGUGACUACUUUGAAAUAACUUGUUUUGUUUGUCAAAUUCUAAGCAUAUGUCUUAAAAGGCAUUUUUGACUAUCACCUCCAAGGGAAUAGCUUGAGAAACCCAAAGUACUAUGCUGCAGUCGGGGGAGAGGUGGAUUGCAGCAGUAUCCUCAACUACCUCUUCUCACUGUCAGUGACACCAUCUUGGAAUACCUUUGGGAAGCAGCAGGAAAUGUGCAUGUGGGUAGAGAUCAAAGGAGGCAAUGGCUCCAAGCCUUGCCAUAGGGCUGCCUCCAAGGACACAGAAGGAUGCCAGUUGCCACAGGUCCCUGCCCUGUGUCACCUGUCUGCCCUUCAUUAAGGUGAGAAAUCUGCAGAUAGCAUCAUUAAGAUCAGUUUUAAGGGGUAUAGGGAGGGUGAGGGAAGUGGGGGGUGUUAGGUAAGGGUUGGGGGUAGAGGUUUUGGGAUGUCUUAGUUAGAAACCAGAUUAAUAGAAGAGUAGGCCUGAUAUAUUACAUCAUGAGCCAUAGUGGUGGGAAAGAACUUUAGCAAUAUAGCCCUACCUCCUCAUUUUAGUGAUGAGGAAUCUGAGAACUGGAGAGGUUCAGUGACUUUUUGAAAGUCAUACAACACAGCUAACCAUUAUGCCAAUCACCAUGCUUAUUUUGGGAAACUCUUUAUCUUUUUUAAAUUCCAUUUUAUGAAAAGGCAUCUUCAUGGUCCAGGGAAUAUGUAUCUUGUAAAAUGUACCUGGUUGGAGUAGCUUGUCCAGUCUUGACAAACUACUGAAUUUCUGUCUUGCCUCUCCUUCAGUGCCUUUUAAAAGGUUUUCCCUUUUCUGAUCUGCAUUUCAACAUAGAGUCACAUAAAUGUCCCCCUGAGAAACCAAUCCCACUUCUUUCUAGGAGAUUGGGUAUCUUAGAUAAUCUUUUGGGGUUCCUCUGUGAGUAUAGGAAUGGUAUCCUUCCUAAUUAUCUUCCAAAGGAAUUAUUUUGUGUGUGUGCCUGUGUGUGUGUAGAGACAUAAAGGAGGGUGAUGUGAUUUUCAGCUAGUCCUUUCACAUUUUCAAUAAUGAGGUAAUCAUGUUACAUACACAUUAGUCCUCAGUUAUAAAGUGAAUCUCAGAUAGAAAUUAAAAGUGCAGUUGUGUUAAGACUCUUUCAUACUACCCUUUAGUCAUAAGGAGAAAAAAACACUCAAAUAGUAGAAGCAGCAAGUAGCAAACUUCAGGAGAGCUACUUUCUAUCCAAAUAAUUUAAAAAACACUUUUCACCUACUCCUUUCAUGGUUAUAACACAUUGGCAGACUUUUUGCUGGCUCUGGGAGCCAUGAUUUUAAUCACAUUCUGCAAGGUGACAAAUGUCAUACAUUCCACAUUGUGUGGUAGCCAUCUCUUUAGACUCAUGUGUUUUGGGGAAAGGAAGAAGUUCUUGGCUGAGUACUAUUUUGAACUUUCCAGAACCCUCUCACACCAGAGACAGUUCUUCUCUGUUCAGUUUCCAAUCCCCGAUAAUUUGCUAAAAUAACAUUGUACAUCCAAGAGAGGGAAGAAGAGUAUGUCAGUAUAUUAUGCAGAAGAUAGAUACAGCCUUUUCAGAAGAUCUCCACUAGUUUUUGUUCCAAAAAUUCAAGUUUAUGGGAGAAAUCUCAAUUAGCCACCUUUUCACAGUUGUGUGGAUAUAACAUUUGGGGGAUCUUUCUGGACUCCUACCUAUCUGUGCAUUUUACCGGCACCUCAGGAAAGGAGGGUGACCAGGUUGUCUUAGCUUGUACUGCUUGGUGAUCUCUGAGGACCUUCUAAUUCAGUUGUACCCCAGUGUUCCAUGUAUAGAAAAACUUCAUUAGAACAAACUUUACUUGAUAUGAAACUCCUAUUAACAGUCUUUUUUUGAAAUAAAAAGUAGCUUGAGCUUUCUUUUAAAAUCAUGUAUCUUGAUUGUUGAUUUAAUGAAGGAUUUCCUUUUAAUGCUGCUUUUGAGCUUCAAGGUAAUAGGACAGCAGGAACCUAAAAUAUCUGCCAUCAUCUGCCAUAGGAAAGAUACCCAGAGACCCAUCAUGUUCUCUUUUUGUUGUUACACUGUUGGGUGGGUAUAACAAUUGGAAAAUGAACAAACUGAUUGAUUGUGCAAACUACUUUUUAUGACAAGCCUAAACCCUCAUAAUGCGGCAGCUUAAAGUGUAUACAUAUGCACUAACUUUGAUCAAUUAUAUUCUCAUAUCUGUUAGCUACACAGUCUCCUAUUAUCUCAAUUGCUUAUGUGCAUAUGGAAUAUGUUACUUAAAACGUGUGCAUUCUUACUGAAAAUGUUUUCAAAGGAAGGUAUCAGCUGUGGGCUAAUUGCCACCAAUUUCAGCCUGCCACGAUUCUUGGAAAUAUGUCUUCCAAGUGCCAUCCAUCAUCAGUAGGACAAGUGUCGGGAGUUUGUUUAUUUUUUUCCAGUAGCAACGAUGGGUUACAUGGAGCCAUGAAACCUCCUUCUGGCCUCCCUUGUGAUUAAUGGCAUGUGUUUGUAAAAUGGAUAGCUGGGGUUGGCAGAUGGCUAGAGAAGAAUCGCCUUUGGUUUAAAAUGUAUGUGGUCCCCUAAUGAUUGUGACCCCAUUCUGUAAUCAACUGAGCUAGUUCCAAUAAAGUUAAGCAGGUUUAAAUCCACUUUGUGCCUAUCUUUUCACUGACAAUAAAGUUAGCUAUUUUAAAAUGCA
Messenger RNA from Homo sapiens (human), 13559 nucleotides. It is a transcript of the gene AMOT, whose product is annotated as angiomotin. Gene Ontology annotation, biological process: regulation of modification of postsynaptic actin cytoskeleton. The record is from RefSeq and is a predicted model, not a curated record. The transcript is spliced from 14 exons. Gene Ontology annotation, cellular component: cytoplasmic vesicle; postsynaptic density; lamellipodium. Bases 6615 to 9869 code for a protein of 1084 amino acids. NCBI's taxonomy places the organism in Eukaryota, Metazoa, Chordata, Mammalia, Primates, Hominidae.